Aspergillus candidus is the source of this 870-nucleotide messenger RNA. RefSeq lists its product as uncharacterized. Bases 78 to 854 code for a protein of 258 amino acids. Lineage: Eukaryota; Fungi; Ascomycota; Eurotiomycetes; Eurotiales; Aspergillaceae. The transcript has a single exon. The record is from RefSeq and is a predicted model, not a curated record.
CCCCAAAUUUCACAACCACCAAAAGAAACGAAACCACGAAGCAGGGCUAUGGGGAAAUAAUACCACCACCAACCACCAUGCCUGCUCUCUCCAGCACAACAACUCUACCACCUCCAUGGCAAAUUCAAAGCCAAAUAGAAAACAACCAACAACAGCAACAAGACGAAGAAGAAGAUGAACAAGAUGAAAAUGAAAAUGAUAUCCAUCUCCACAAACGAACCUCUCCCCCCCAGAUCCCCCUCCCCAAAAACGACUACCUCACAAUCUCCAUCCCAUCCACCUACGGCCGCCUGAACACGUCGCCCGCCCCCGGCACAGUCGUCGGCAUCGUGCUCGGCAGCAUCGCAGGCUUUCUCUUCCUGCUCUACCUGCUUUAUCUGGGUUUAGGAGCGGGACGGCGCUUCGGAAGCGUUACGGCGGGUACAACUGCUACGAUGACGACCAUGUCGACGACGUCUGCGUCCGAGUCUGUCGAUUUAGGCGGGAGGGGCGGCUACUAUCGGGAUCGGAAGCGGUAUCGGCGGGGUCAUGGUGGGGGAGGUGGAGGAGCAUGGGUGAGGAGGCCUCGUCGUGGUGGUGGUGGUGAUGGCGGCGUGGUGGAGGUUGAGGAGGAGGUGUCGCCUUCGCCGGGGAGGCGUUUUCGGAGGGGGGAUGGGGGCGGGGAGGUGUUUGUUGAGGAGGAGGAGAGUUCGAGGGGUCAUCCGGAGCAGGAUCAUGUGGUGGAGGUGUUUGAGGAGCAGUCGAGUGUGGAUGGGUCGAGGGUGUCUCGACCGCCGCCGGGACGGAGGUUCGGGAGGGGAUAUCGGAGGGAGGAGAGGGAUCCGUUGGCUUAUGGGAGUGAGCUUAGUUCUUGAAUUUUUUUUUUUUUUU